This is a messenger RNA of Funneliformis mosseae, 159 nucleotides long. The record is from the annotation of a GenBank genome assembly. NCBI's taxonomy places the organism in Eukaryota, Fungi, Glomeromycota, Glomeromycetes, Glomerales, Glomeraceae.
AUGGCUACCUUUGCUACUGACAAGGAAAUAAAUGCAAGCUUUCAAAGAGAUGUGCACCUUGGUGUAAGCAGUUUUUCUGCUGUUGCUGGUCUGGAAGACCGAGAUGUUGUACCCGCUACUGCAACGACUGAAAUUUUUGGUCGUUUUCAAGCAUUAAAG